Closterium sp. NIES-67 is the source of this 2417-nucleotide messenger RNA. Lineage: Eukaryota; Viridiplantae; Streptophyta; Zygnematophyceae; Desmidiales; Closteriaceae. The record is from the annotation of a GenBank genome assembly.
CUCGGAUCAGGCAUUCCCUUUGGUUCCCAGCUCUCCCAGUCUUUUCCGUGAUAAGUGCUCACGGGAACUGGUGCUGAUUAUACUACUGCCAAGCUUGUGUUUACAAGUCCUCUCCUAAAAUGGACUCCGGAGCUUCACAUCAGCUAACGCUAGGGUCGUUUCAUCAACAACCAAUGGCUCCUGCUGCUGCUUACAAUCCCUCUCCAGGCCAACCCCAGCCUACCGGGACGCCUGGAUGGAGGAUGCAUCCGCCCCAGCAGCACCAAGAGCAACAUCAGUAUCAGCAGCAUCAGCAUCAGUAUCAGCAUCAGCAUCAGCAUCCGCAGCAUCAGCAGCAGCAGCAGCAGCAACAUACUCAACCACUGAUAGCGAUGCAUCCAGCCGUUACUGCUUCACAUCAGCCCAGUGUCCCUGGAUCGGCCUCAGGCUUACCGAAUUCCCCUCAAGCGCUGAUGAACGCCUUGAGUCUCUUGCAACAAAACAUCGGCGCGCUGCAAACGCUCAUCCCGCUGAUGGCGCAGCAGCAGCAGCAGCAACCGUCCGACACCGCUCAAGCGCAGCAGCUCCAGCAGCAGCAGGCCGCGGCUUCCGCCAGCGUCGCUUCCGUCAUCUCCCAGCUCGCGCUCGCCGCGUCCAACAUUCUCCCGCAAAUGGGCAUGGCUUCCCCCGCGCUCACGCAAAUCGGGAUGCCUCCUGCCGUUCCCGCCGGCAAUCCGUCUGCUCCUGCUCCACCCGCCGUCAAUUCCGCCGGCAAUCCGGCUACGCAGCUCCUGACAUUACCACAGCACGGCGGUUUCCAGCUUCUCCCGCAGCAGUCUCAGCACCAGCACCAGCCCCACCCACAACCCCAGCAACAGCAGCAGCAGCAGUUUGCGUCCUCGGCUCCCGCCAACCGCCAGCAGCAGUUAAUCUCGUCUCUCGGAGCCUCCGGCUCGCUGCUUCAGCAGCAGGCGGCGCAGCUGACUCUCGCGACGCAAUCCCCGCCGGCAAUCCCGGAGCAGCAGCACCAGCAGCAGCAGUGGCAGCACCAGGACCAGCAGCAGCAGCAGCAUGUGACCAAGCUUCCGCCUCCUUCCGGAUACGAGUCCGAUGACGUCGCAGCGAAGCUCCAGCUGAGCCAGCCGGGGUUCGCGCCGAGCGUGGCGGCACCGCUGCAGACGAAGGCGACGUUUCCCCCGAGGCCAGUUGCGCAAGCAGCUCCGCCGCAGGCGCAGGCGGCCCCGGCGCGGCAGUUCCCGAAGCAAGGCGCGGUGGAUAAGCUGCUCGGCGGGGCGAUCCUGCUGUCGCAGAAGCGCAAGCUCUUCCCCGAUGGGGAACCGCUGAACGCGGGCGCGAAUAGCGGUGGUGGCGGUGCUGGUGCUGGUGGCUCAGACCUGGCGCGGAAACGCAGCAAGGAGAAUGUGCGGGAGGACGGCGGAGGCAAGGAGCGUGGCUCUCCUGAUGGCGACGACGACGAGAGUCUACCAGACGGUUCAUUCGAUGUCAUCGAGAUGGACCCUGUGGAACUUCUGGCGGAGCACACCCACUUCUGCGAGAUCUGCGGCAAAGGGUUCAAGCGUGACGCCAACCUCCGCAUGCACAUGAGAGGCCAUGGCGAUGAGUACAAGACGCCUGAAGCCCUCGCCCGCCCCGACAAGCACCUCGCCAAUGUCGUCCAGCGUCCCAAACGUUUCAGCUGCCCGUUUGUAGGGUGCAAGCGCAACAGCCAGCACCAGCGGUUCCUCCCGCUGAAAACGAUGCUGUGUGUGAAGAACCACUACCGGCGCACGCACUGUCCCAAGAUGCUGGCGUGCUCCAAGUGCGGUGCAAAGCGGUUCUCGGUGGUGGCGGACCUGAAGACUCACGAGAAGCACUGCGGACGCGACCGCUGGCUGUGCUCCUGCGGCACAUCCUUCAGCCGCAAGGACAAGCUCGCCGGCCACCUCGCACUCUUCAAGGGCCACCGCCCCGCCAACCCCACCCUCACUGGUGUUGAAGAUGGCACUGUGGGUGCGAUUGCUGAUGGUGCAAGUGUUGAGCCACCUGUGAUCGCUGGCCCUUCAUCAGCACCUGCUCUUCCUCAGGCGGAAGAGAGGGAAGCGGUGGUGUAUCAGCAUGGGCUACCAGCUCAGCUGACCCUUGGUCAGCCUGGAGCACCUGGCACUGCCACGCCUGGUUCAGCGCAUGGUGACAAUGGUGGUGAUGGCGGCGGACAUGCAAUUCUGUUUGGCAUGUCUGAAUCGACGCUUGUUACAGCGGACUUUCUUGGUUCUGCUGAGAAGCAGUCACAGCAGUGAUUGUCAAAUUGGUCUCUAGUUUUUUGCCUUUGGUCUGUUCUAAUUGCCCUCGAAGCUGAACGAAGUGCAUGUUGGUUUUUGCAAGAGCGGCCUAAGGUCUAUGCUUCUUAUUUUCUUGUGCUCGUUUGAUUGUAACGCUCC